Messenger RNA from Ostertagia ostertagi, 396 nucleotides. Lineage: Eukaryota; Metazoa; Nematoda; Chromadorea; Rhabditida; Trichostrongylidae. The record is from the annotation of a GenBank genome assembly.
AUGGAAAAGAUAAGAAUCGACAAAUACCUGUGGGCCAUACGCAUCUUUAAAACACGUAGCCUGGCUACUGCUGCCUGCGACGAAGGCAAAGUAAAGCUGAACGGGCAGAACAUAAAGCCCGCGCGUUCCGUUGCCCUGGGCGACCGCUAUGAUAUUAAAGCACCUACCCGCCGCUGGACCAUUGAAGUAACCGGCCUGUUACAGAAUCGCGGCAGCUAUGAAGAAGCGAUAAAGCAUUAUACCGACCUUACCUCGGAAGAAGACCGCCAGCUCAGCCAGUAUAUUACCUCGUCCUUUUUUACAGGCAAGCGCCAUAGCAAAACAGGCCGCCCCACUAAGAAACAGCGGCGCGACCUGAAUGAUGUACUCGGACCGGAUGACGGAACCGAAGAAUAA